AUGGUUGCCACGGUAAACGGAUCCGGCAAGCCCUACAAGUUCCUGAUUUACGGCCGCACCGGAUGGAUUGGUGGGCUCCUCGGGAAGCUCUGUGAAGCUCAGAAGAUCGAAUACGUUUACGGGUCGGGUCGGUUGGAGAACCGGCCAUCCCUUGAGUCCGACAUCGCCUCGGUGCAACCGACCCAUGUAUUCAACGCCGCCGGUGUUACUGGACGGCCUAAUGUCGACUGGUGUGAGUCACACAAGGUGGAGACUAUUAGGACAAAUGUUGUCGGCACGUUGACGCUCGCUGAUGUAUGCAGGGAGAAGGGGUUGGUUUUGAUCAACUAUGCCACUGGAUGUAUUUUUGAGUAUGAUGAUUCGCAUCCGCUCGGGUCGGGUAUCGGGUUCAAGGAGGAGGACACUCCGAAUUUCAUCGGAUCCUUUUACUCCAAGACGAAAGCAAUGGUCGAGGAUCUACUAAAGAACUAUGAGAAUGUCUGUACACUGCGUGUAAGGAUGCCCAUCUCAUCUGAUCUGUCAAACCCUCGCAAUUUCAUUACAAAGAUCACUAGGUAUGAGAAGGUGGUGAACAUUCCCAACUCCAUGACAAUCUUGGAUGAACUCCUACCAAUAUCCAUUGAAAUGGCAAAGAGAAACCUCACUGGGAUAUGGAACUUCACUAAUCCUGGAGUUGUCAGCCAUAAUGAAAUCCUGGAGAUGUACCGCGAAUACAUAGACCCAAAUUUCACUUGGAAGAACUUCAAUCUUGAGGAGCAGGCUAAGGUAAUUGUCGCUCCAAGGAGCAACAAUGAGCUUGAUGCCUCCAAACUGAAGCAGGAAUUCCCUGAACUGUUAGGUAUUAAGGAGUCGCUUAUACAGAAUGUCUUCACGCCAAAUCGAAAGACCCCUGUAGCUUGA
Molecule: messenger RNA, 900 nt
Organism: Fraxinus pennsylvanica
Lineage: Eukaryota; Viridiplantae; Streptophyta; Magnoliopsida; Lamiales; Oleaceae
Source: the annotation of a GenBank genome assembly